Molecule: messenger RNA, 6190 nt
Organism: Hirundo rustica (Barn swallow)
Lineage: Eukaryota; Metazoa; Chordata; Aves; Passeriformes; Hirundinidae
Gene: SPATA2
Product: spermatogenesis associated 2
Exons: 3
Coding region: 2113-3684 (523 amino acids)
Biological process (GO): protein linear deubiquitination; regulation of necroptotic process; regulation of tumor necrosis factor-mediated signaling pathway
Cellular component (GO): cytoplasm
Source: RefSeq, a predicted model, not a curated record
ACCGAGUGCUCCAGCGUGGCCAGAGCAGUUGGUUCCCUCGGGUGAGGUUUUGACCCUGGAGGUGGAUGGAAACAUUCUCUUGUCUCAACACCAGACCCUGGACUCUGAUCAGGACUUAUUAUUCUUGUAUCUCUGGGAAAUGUUGAGGCUUGGAAUUAAUGCUUUGCAGCAAAGCAGCUUUGUUCCUUCUGUGCGUUCUGUCAUUCAGGGUGCUGCUAAAGCCUAUAUUUAUCCGUGCCUGCUUGCAUCGUGAGGCUCUCGGGAGCCUGUAACCAUGGAUGUUGCUGCUGGGUGGGCUGCCAGCACAGGGAUGCUGUAUGCAGGCUGGGGCUCUACGUGCCGGGGCAGCCCUGGCAGGGCUCACAGGAUCUGCUCUGGCACUGGAUGUUGUGCUGGAUCAGCCCUGGCAGGGCUCACAGGAUCUGCCCUGGCACUGGAUGUUGUGCUGGAUCAGCCCUGGCAGGGCUCACAGGAUCUGCUCUGGCACUGGAUGUUGUGCUGGAUCAGCCCUGGCAGGGCUCACAGGAUCUGCCCUGGCACUGGAUGUUGUGCUGGACCAGCCCUGGCUCGGGUGCCAAGCACGGGGCACAGUCAGGCUGGCAGAGGCUCUGGGAAGCACUGUCCUGUCGCGUGAGGCCUUGCUGACCCUGACGUGUCUCUUUGUUUGGUGGGCACUGGCAGUGGGCAUGGCAGAGCUGGGAUCCUGAAUCCAGCUCCUUGCCAGUGCAGGAUCACUCCGUGUCCUGGGGGUGUUCCGCUGACGUGCCAGACAAAGAUCCUGCAAUUCUCGUGUGCCGCUCUUCUUGCCAAGGAACAGACUCUGCUGUCUUCGUCCACAGACUUCAUCCUGCACAACUUGCGGAGGAACGUGGGGAGGGGAGGGACUGCUCCUGGCCCUUAUGCUCAGAUGUUAAUUUAGCACUCCACAUUUCCUGUGAUUCACAGCCUGUCUCUUGACAGGAGCGCGUGUGCCUUGGAGCAGAAGCAGACCUGCUACUUAACUUUCCCCACACGGGGCUGGCACUGAGCACAGCCUUUCAUCAAGGAAUGUUAACUGCCAGGCUGUUGAUUUUGUUGUUUGUUUGUUUCCCUGGCCUCUUGGUUGUUGGUAUUUUGUGUUUUGGCUCCUUCCAUUCAGUUGAACUUGCUCUUAACAGUGGUUUUCCUUUAACAGGAGUGUUGACCAGUGUUCUAGCAGUUAAUACCGGGUGAAAAGUCUUUUCUGAAGUGCUCUUUGAGACUGACUACAGCUGAAACAGCGCGCUCAUUUCUCCCAGCUCCUCUCCUCUCGGGUCAAGAGCUGGUUUGUCUUUUUAUGUAAUAAACAAAGCCUGUGGUCUGCUUUUUGACCACAAGUUGCUCAGGCAUUUCAGAUGGCGUCUGUUGACUUGUUAAUUACCUUGGUUCUGGUAAAGCAGCACUGGGGACAUUCUUCUGUCACCAGCUGCUCCAGCUCAGUGUGUGAGCUCAGUGCACUGAAGGUGCGGAUCAGUAUAUCCAUAAAAACACUGUCCCUGCAAACAAAGCACACAUGACAGAAGCACAGACGUGGUUUUGCUGGGUUCCCAUAAAGCAGCUGAAGGUGGCAGGUGUGGCUUUCUUGCUGAAAAGGUCGCAGUGGUGUUUGCAGCUGCCAGCUUCCAGCUGGAAUUCGGGCUGUGGUUUGCUGCAGUCGGGAGUGGGUGCUCUGGAGGUGGCUGCAGAGCUGCCCCAGCUGCACUGGGGGUUCCCGCAGGAGGAACGUCAGUGGCUGUCAAAAGCCUUGAAAAUGUUAGAAAUCUAAAGGCAAAGUGGAUAAACCUGCUCAGCCCAGGGACUGUGCCACAAGAGGCGAGGGGGAAAAGCAGAUGCUUUCACAAAAUGGGCAAAGUGGGCAGGGACCUGGAACGCAAGUGGGGAAUGAGGCUGGAAAGCGGGACAGUGGCACUUCUGUGUCUCCUGUGCCCUUUCAGAGUCCUGGAGAGGCUGUGAGGGAGCUGCAGCUCUGUGAGUUUUUAUUCCAGGACAAUUGCCGCUGCUGAAGAUUCCUAAUGCCAGAUACCCAACCCACUGCCAAAUAACCAUGAAAGAGAGGCGGUAGCUGCCCCCGGCGCGAGGGAAAAUCUGAUUUCAAUGGAUACGAAAUAUAAAGACGAUUUAUUUAGGAAGUAUGUACAGUUCCACGAGUGCAAGCUGAAUGCCUCUGACAACAAGCAGCAUCCCAUUAACGAUGAGUACUUGCGAGUGGCAGCAGCAGCCUUAUUUUGCCUUCCCAAAAUUGAUCCCUUUUAUAGAUUCCGGCUGAUAAAAUUUUACGAGAUGGCUGAAAACUCACUGAGAUCUGUGAAAUCCUCAAGUUUACAUUGUCUCCAUAAUGCAUUCAACAUGCUCGAGACAGUUGGAAUUAAUCUCUUUCUGUACCCCUGGAAAAAGGAGUUCAAAAACAUUAAGACCUACACUGGAGCCUUUGUUUAUUACGUGAAGUCUGCUCUCACGGAGGACGACGUCAGGCAGAUUCUGAACUACAUGGGCUACGUCCAGGAGCUGGGAACAACGUUCAAGCUCAAAGAGCAGGUCGACGCCAUUCAAGUGAAGAUGAUCUCAUUUGAGCUCUUCCUGGCCAAAGUGGAAUGCGAGCAGCUUCUGGAGAUCCACCUGCAGGUGAAGGAUAAGGGUUAUUCCGAGCUGGAUGUCGUGGCGGAGCGCAAGAGCAGCGGCGAGGACGUGCGGGGCUGCGCGGAGGCGAUGCGGCGGCGCCUGGAGUGCAAGGAGAGCCUGAACGCCUCCAUGGCGCGCAUGGUGCUGCAGAAAUCGGCCAGCGAGCGCGCCUCCAAGGACUACUUCAAGCCAAAGGUGAGCAAGCCCUCCAAGUCGGUGGAUACCUACGACAGUUACUGGGAGAGCAAGAAACCGCCCUUGAUGAGCUCGCUGAGCCUCAGGAAGGAGCCGAUCUUGGUCGACGCGGAAGAUGACAUCAAAGAUGAAAUUAUCCGUCCGUCGCCCUCUCUGCUGACCAUGUCCAGCUCCCCACACGGCUGCUCGGAUGAGUACUUGCCAGCGUCGUCCCAUCACAAUGGCAUGCUAAGAACCAAUGUCCCUUACAGCUCCUAUUUUUCUGCUCAAGAGGACUUAGAUUUGUAUACUGACCCCGAUUCUAGAAGCGUGUUAAAUUUUAAAAGGCAAGACGCUAUUAAGCCCGACGUGUGGCUGUUAAGAAGCGAUGCCAACCCUGUUUACCACAAACGCACCCACCUAGCCAAAGAGACAGCUUCCUCCAAGUGCCAGAACUGUGGCAUCCCCUGUGGCGCUCCUGUGUGCCAGAAGUGUGACAACCUGUUCGGCUCGAGGCAGGAGUACCCGGCGGUGAAGCAGAGCUCCUACUCCAUCAAAGCGCUCCCAAGCGACGGCUUGUCUCCCGCUCCAGCUCUGAGGGAGAAAUCCCAGUACACGUCACAGACUCAGAGCCAAGACAGAGCUGCUCAGUUCAGUUCCAAGUCCAAGCCUUCGGGCACCUCGCGCUGCGGCUUCUGCAACCGCUCGGGAGCCGCCAACACGUGCACGUUCUGCUCCAAGGUCUCGUGUGACACCUGCCUCAGCGCCUACUACUACGACCCGUGCUGCAGGAAGAGCGACCUGCACAGGUUCCUGCCUAACAACCAGUUAAACUAUAAAUCGUCCCAGCUGUCCCACGUGGUGUACAGAUAGACCGGAUGAGGCUGUUUGGGAAGGGGAGGGAGGGGGAGAGGAAAGGGCUAUCCUAACUAAUGUUCUGACUUCACACUGACCUCUUGCCAAAAUCACGUGUCCAGAUAUUUGGAACCAUGGUUCGGUGAUCAGGUGCCAGUUCUUGAUUUUUGUGGCUUCACAGAUGCUGCAGAUCCAUUAGAUUUCAUGCUGCUAUAAUUUAGGUAACUCCUAAAUGAGCGUUGCUUUUCAGCUUAAAUGGGGGAGAAGAGCACAUUUUUCCUUAAAACUUGGCAGCUGUUGUAUUUUUAAAAAGUGACAUCAUACCUUCCUAUUAUAUCAUAUCUUGCCCAAAUAAAACCAGGCAGUGUUUGAAAAUAAAGUCAGAGAACUAAGAUUCUCAUUUUCUGUGAGGGAUGAAACCACUGCCAGUUUUUGAUAAAGGAUGACUUCAAAAUGUGCAGGAAAUAUGUGAAUGGCUCGUUUUGCCAACAAGGACUAUUUUUUGACGCGUGUCUGCAUUUCUUGAUCUCCAAAAUGCAAACCUCUCUUCCUUUUGUCUUUGUUUCCUCCUCCCCAUCUCUCCUGGUUGCUUAUCUCGAGCUGAUAUAACCUGAAUCUGGAUAACAUGUGCUUUAUUUUCCAGUGUUGCCAAUGUCAUCCUUCCGGGUUUCACUGUAUGGUGUUUUAAAGCGGUGACCCUGUAUCUGUGUCGCUCGGAUGAUGCCUGGAGUGUUGUCCUCUCGGAUGAGUGUCCAUUUUCUUUCUGUUGCACAUGGUUUAAGUACUGUUGUUUGUACUGUAAAUAGGUGAUUUGGAAACAGUUUAUUUUUAAUAAAUAUUUAAUAUGUUGAGUUCUUCAAAGUGGUAGAAUCAUUAUAACUAUGAAGUCUCUCUGGGUUAUUUGUUCAGGUGACUUUUUGUUUUUCCUUGUACUGUAUUUCAUAGCUUGUUAUAGCCACUGUGGCGGAAUGAUGUUCUUGGCUCUGAUCAAUUCUUGGGUUUUUAUCUGACUUCUUUUUUUUCCCCUCUGAUAAGGCUGCCACUCGUCUGAGUGGAGUCUUGUCUAAGAACUGCAGGAUUUUUCUCUCAGUGCACGCUUUUUCUUUGUGGUUAUGGCAAUUGUAACUAUCGAUGUUCUGCUUGCUUCCAAAUUCACUGCCAAUCUGUCUGUAGUGUAGUCCAGCGAGUAAAGCACUGGCCUGGGUAAAAAUCAGAGCUCAUUUGUGACUCCUGUUCAAGUGAACCCAUCAGUUCUGGAUGUGAAUCACAUAAUAACCUUUGUCUCUUGCUGUAGCACUUGGGAACCCUGGCUGAGAACCAGGACUCCCUUGUGUUGGGCUCUGUACAGUUUGACCCCCAAACACCACCUGGUUAUGAAUAGACUUCAGUUUUUUAUUAAAAUAAAACCUCUAAGAAUCCCAACUCCCUUAUUCCCAACUAUAGCUAGUUAGCACAAAGUAUCAGGCAACCUAAUCCGAUGUGCAGAAUUAAAUGUGUUUAAAAUACCUAUAAAGAACUCUAGCUGAGAUGUGAACUCUGUAGUCCACUUUGCACUGAAACGAUUCACUUUGGGGUUUUUAAUCACUGUUAGAGUCUAGGCUUCUCCACCUCCAUGCCCAUCGCUCCCUGUGUGACAGGAACAUGCAUGAAUGAUCGUUUGUCUUACACUUUUUGGGGCGGGGAGGGGCUUCAGGUAGGUAGAGGGGAAAAUUACAUAGGCUAGUGUUGUAAAAUAGCUAAAAUAAUUUUAGCCAUAACUGGGUGUCAGAAGCAUUAUGGAAAUAAGAUGAAACCUGGGUCUUACAGAGGGCUGAGAACAAAAAGUUACUGUCCAGUUUGCACUAAGAAACAAAGUGAACAGCGUUCGUUUAACAAUCAGGGAAAUUCUGAAUCAAGGGACUGCAACUGAGCAUAAUGUCAAGGGCAAGUACUGCCCUGCUGACCCUGAAGGUUGGGGUGAACAUUGUUUAAGUGAAUGAUUUUAAGGUUUUCAAUCUUGUAUGUUUUAUAUAAAUAUAUAUAUAUAUAUAAAUAUGACACAAAUGUAGAUACAUUAUGUAUAUAGUGAAGAAUUUGAAAACAAUUUUACAAUUAAGAUGCGGUCUAAGGGUGGUUUUCAUUUGGGUGGUUAUUUGGGUUCUGUUCACCUUCUGCAGUGUCGUGCCUGUUUGGCUGCUCGACGGUGUGUCUCGAGUUCACCGGUUCAGUUUCCAUACGGCUCCUCACACUACAGUGAGAAACUAAAACUGUGAUGCCACGUAAUUUAUACGGUGACCAGGGCAGGGGCCGUACCCGCCCUGAAAAAGAGAAGUCCUCUGUAUAUAUGUCAUGGAAUCCUGUAGUACAAACCUGUGUUGAAUUGAAGUGAUACCACGCUCUAUUUUUGUGUAUCUUACUGUAUGAGGUUGCUGUGAUUGAGACAGUAAAAUAUAUGCGAAUUUAAAAUGCAGCUGUUUUGCAUCUGAUUUGUUUAAAUUAAUUUAUGUUUUGAAGGAAUUUAAAAAUAAAGAGGCCUUUAAGAAAA